GAUUAUUUUGAAAUUGUUUGCCAUGUCGCACACCGUGUUGUUGGUGCACCCGAAGAAAAGUCCACAGACGCGCACCUACAGCGAGUUCAAUACGCUGGAUGAUUGCUUAGAGGCUGUCUGCAAUAUCUAUGAGGAGCACCUGAAGCGUAAAUACCCCAAUAUGCCAUCCAUAACGUAUGACAUUAAGCAACUGUUCGACUUCAUCGACUCCCUCGUGGAUAUAAGCUGUCUGGUGUAUCAGAAGAGCACGCGCAGCUAUGCUCCCUACGGCAGGGAAUGGAUCAAGGACAGGAUCUACGAACAAUUUCGAAACGCAGCUAUAAGUAAAUAAACAUUGUGA
This is a messenger RNA of Drosophila navojoa, 340 nucleotides long. RefSeq names its product enhancer of rudimentary homolog. The record is from RefSeq and is a predicted model, not a curated record. Lineage: Eukaryota; Metazoa; Arthropoda; Insecta; Diptera; Drosophilidae.